AUGGACAACAGCGUUGGCCACCUACAAAAAGAAAAUAUCGGCACAGAAAAUGAGAUACAAAUAACAGCGGAUAAGAGAAAUUUUUCAACAGUAUUUCCACUUAGUGUCGGCAGCGACGAUGUCGCCGUGGAUAAACGUGAAUUUGGAAGUUUUGAAGAACGACCACAGGCAGUAGAAAGAGAAGCUAGGUCGAACACCAAUAAGGGGAAUAUUAGUAUUGCUGUUGCUAAAGGUGACACAAGCUAUUCUAAUACUGCAGAAGAGGCAGAAGGUAACAGCAAAAGUAGUGUACCUAAAGCAAAAGGAAAGCAGGAAACAGACAAUGAUUCUGCUGCCACCAUCACAACGACGAACACCACAAAAACCUACAACUUCCUAAAUUUUUCAUCGUCAUAUAAACCGACUCCAAACAUGACUAUUAACGCCGAAACUCGUAGCCACCAAAGUUCACAACCAGCUUCGCCAAACUCACCGAACACACCAUAUCCUUAUUCCGAAGACCCUGAAAUAGACUUAAAGCAUGUGUCUGAUAUUGCUGAAGAGGGAAUGACAACUUCAAGACUUGCUGAAAUGGACCCUUCAGUGCAAAGAUUACCAACUCAGGACACAAGGUCGUCAAGUAGAAGUACCUCGGCACAAAUUCCUACACCAAAACAGAUAAUACGGAUAGAAAGAGACUAUUCUAGAGGAGAAUUAUGCCAGUUUUAUGCUGCUUUUCCUCUUGAAAUAGAUGGGAGGGUUAGUCCUCGUGUCUUUCAACAGACCAUAACAACAUUAAAUGAAUUACUGGAGAAAGCUCAUAGUCCCAAAUAUAAUUGGGUGGAUAAUUUCCUCGCUUGUUUAACUUUAUACAUGUCGACUCUGUGUAAAAGACCACAUUAUGAUCGAAUGGUGGAGGAAAUAUGUAAAUUUCUGGAUAAUGAAAAUAAAACAACGUAUAACCAUCAAGGGCUCAAUUUUCGAAAUCCACAGAAAACAGCAUUUUUAUUUGUAUCCUUUUUGUGA
This is a messenger RNA of Ambispora gerdemannii, 1005 nucleotides long. The record is from the annotation of a GenBank genome assembly. NCBI's taxonomy places the organism in Eukaryota, Fungi, Glomeromycota, Glomeromycetes, Archaeosporales, Ambisporaceae.